Tribolium castaneum (red flour beetle) is the source of this 1227-nucleotide messenger RNA. RefSeq names its product retinol dehydrogenase 13. The transcript is spliced from 4 exons. Lineage: Eukaryota; Metazoa; Arthropoda; Insecta; Coleoptera; Tenebrionidae. The coding region runs from base 182 to 1111 and encodes 309 amino acids. The record is from RefSeq and is a predicted model, not a curated record.
AUGAUUCGUGUCGGUCAAAAAUUCCUUGCAUGCGCCUCCCAUCGCUCUUUAAAAGUCUUCACAAUUUCUUCCCACCUUCAUGACCUCGUUUUUCACCGCAGUGAAAAUAAUCGAGCAUUGCUAUUCAUCUUUCGUCGGAUAGUUCAGUGUUAGGCUGGCAUUUGUCGCAUAGUUGCGCCAAAUGGGGCUAUUCAGUGGCAAGUGUGUCUCAAAGGCGCGUCUGGACGGCAAAACUGCAGUCGUUACGGGCGCCAAUACGGGCAUUGGAAAAGAAACGGUGAAGGAUUUUUUUCAACGAGGUGCCCGUGUUAUUGUGGCUUGUCGAAAUCUGGACAAGGCGAAUCAGGCCGUUGAGGACAUAAAAAAAGAAUUCUCAGAUGGUGAGAAUUUGGGCGAGUUAAUGGUAACACAGUUGGAUUUAACUAGUCUAAAGUCGGUGCGAAAUUGCGCGAAAGUUAUUUUGGAAACGGAGAAACGAAUUGAUCUGUUGAUAAAUAAUGCGGGCGUUAUGAUGUGUCCGGAGGGCCGGACUGAGGAUGGUUUCGAGAUGCAGUUCGGUACAAAUCAUUUAGGACACUUUCUUCUGACUUUGUUGUUACUGCCCAAAAUCUGCCAAAGUACACCUGCCCGAAUCGUGAAUGUGUCUUCCGUGGCUCACAAAUACGGUUGUAUCGACUUCGAGGACUUGAAUUGGCAGAAACGCAAAUACAGCUCACUGGGAGCGUACCAGCAAAGCAAAUUAGCCAAUAUUUUAUUCACCAAAGAGCUAGUUCGAAGACUUGCAGAGGCAAAUGUAACAGGAGUCAAUGUGUAUUCCCUCCACCCUGGAGUCAUUCGAACUGAGUUGGGGCGUCAUUUGGAUUACAGGCUUCGUUGGCUUUGGCGUAUUUUCUCCUUUUUGAUUAAAACCCCCGACCAGGGGGCUCAAACAACAAUUUACUGCGCUGUUGAUGAAAAGUGUGCCAAUGAGACUGGCCUUUAUUACGCCGAUUGUGCAGUGGCGGCCGUCGCUCCCGCUGCACAAAAUUCAGUCGACGCUAAGCGUCUGUGGGACGAAAGCUUGAAACUUGUAGGACUUGAGCCGAACUAUAAUCCAUUUACAACCGUCUAAGACUUACGAAGAUAUUCUUUUAGUUAUUAAAUUUGAUUAAAUGAUAGGCUAUUAUGUAAAACACAGGUGAUAUCUUGUACGUUCAUGACACUCGAGUAAAGUUACAAAAUAAUCAA